AUCAAUGGCCAUCCAAAACUGGACAGACACCGUGAGCACCCUCCUGGUUAUGACAGCUCUUCUACCAUGAUGAGUAGUGAGCUGGAAUCCAGCAGUUUCAUUGACUCUGAUGAUGAUGACAACACAAGCAGGUUGAGUAGCUCCACUGAGCAAAGUACUUCAUCCCGGCUCAUACGGAAGCAUAAACGCAGGAGGAGGAAACAAAGGAUGCGGCAGAUUGACAGGUCGUCUUCGUUCAGCAGCAUCACUGAUUCUACCAUGUCCCUAAAUAUCAUCACUGUCACACUUAACAUGGAAAAGUAUAACUUCCUGGGAAUCAGCAUUGUAGGACAGAGCAAUGACCGGGGUGAUGGUGGCAUAUACAUUGGCUCUAUUAUGAAAGGAGGGGCUGUGGCAGCAGAUGGCCGAAUUGAACCAGGAGACAUGCUUCUGCAGGUGAAUGAUGUCAAUUUUGAGAACAUGAGCAAUGAUGAUGCAGUACGGGUUUUACGGGAAAUAGUCUCCAAACCAGGACCUAUCAGCCUAACAGUAGCCAAAUGCUGGGACCCUACUCCCAGGAGUUAUUUCACCAUCCCCAGGGCUGAACCAGUGAGGCCAAUUGACCCUGCAGCAUGGAUCUCUCAUACCACAGCCAUGACGGGAGCGUACCCCCGUUACGGUAUGAGCCCCUCCAUGAGCAUCACCACAUCUACCAGCUCCUCACUAACAAGCUCAAUUCCCGAUUCGGAAAAAUUAGAAGAAUCUCCCUUAACUGUGAAGAGUGACAUGGCUACUAUUGUCAAGGUUAUGCAGUUACCAGACUCAGGCCUUGAAAUUCGGGACAGGAUGUGGUUAAAAAUUACCAUCUCCAACGCAGUGAUAGGAGCAGAUGUGGUUGACUGGCUUUACACACACGUGGAAGGCUUCAAAGACCGACGAGAGGCUAGAAAAUAUGCCAGCAGCAUGUUAAAACAUGGCUACCUCAGGCACACUGUGAACAAAAUCACCUUCUCGGAACAGUGCUAUUAUGUCUUUGGAGACCUCUGUGGCAAUAUGGCUGCACUGAACCUUAACAAUGGUUCUAGCGGAGCCUCGGAUCAGGAUACCCUUGCUCCACUUCCACAUCCUGCUGCUCCCUGGCCUUUAGGCCAAGGAUACCCAUACCAAUAUCCUCUGCCCCCUCCAUGUUUUCCACCAGCAUACCAAGACCCAGGCUUUAGCUAUGGUAGUGGCAGUGCAGGAAGCCAGCAAAGCGAAGGAAGCAAAAGCAGCGGCUCGAACCGAAGCAACAGUGAGAACAGCAGGAGAGCUCUUGGCAGAGAGAAGGACCGCAAGUCGGCUGGCAGCGGCAGCGAGUCUGACCACACUGCCCGCAGCGGUGGCACCAGUGUCAUGCGUCGGGAGAGGCCUGUCAGCCAGCUCAGUCACCGGAGUCAUG
Cariama cristata (Red-legged seriema) is the source of this 1417-nucleotide messenger RNA. RefSeq names its product dishevelled segment polarity protein 1 (gene DVL1). Gene Ontology annotation, molecular function: frizzled binding. The annotation marks the transcript as partial. The record is from RefSeq and is a predicted model, not a curated record. NCBI's taxonomy places the organism in Eukaryota, Metazoa, Chordata, Aves, Cariamiformes, Cariamidae. Gene Ontology annotation, cellular component: cytosol. The transcript is spliced from 11 exons. Gene Ontology annotation, biological process: canonical Wnt signaling pathway; intracellular signal transduction.